Protopterus annectens (West African lungfish) is the source of this 1377-nucleotide messenger RNA. RefSeq names its product vomeronasal type-2 receptor 26-like. Lineage: Eukaryota; Metazoa; Chordata; Ceratodontiformes; Protopteridae. Gene Ontology annotation, cellular component: membrane. The transcript is spliced from 4 exons. Gene Ontology annotation, biological process: G protein-coupled receptor signaling pathway. The coding region runs from base 1 to 1377 and encodes 458 amino acids. The record is from RefSeq and is a predicted model, not a curated record. Gene Ontology annotation, molecular function: G protein-coupled receptor activity.
AUGGCAGCUGGUGUGGCUCACUGGGCUAGGGACAUUAGCAUGGUUGAUGAUGUUGAUGGUUUGAAUCUUGCAGCAUUUACAACUUUUGCAAGUGAGCUUUUGCAUUAUGUCAAAAAGAUUCAUUUUGUCAACAAUGCUGGUGGAGAAAUGUUUUUUGAUGAUAAUGGGGAUCCUCCCGCUGUCUUUGGUCUUGAAAACCAGAAAAUAUUACCAGAUGGUACCAUACAGUGUGUGCCUGUUGGCAGCAUUUCCCUGCACAGUGUACAGGACAGAGAGGUUAACAUUAAUGGCAGUGUGAUUAUGUGGAAAGGAGGAACCACACAGGCUCCUCGGUCAGUGUGCAGUGAACCCUGCCUUCUGGAUUCAGAAAAGCAGCUCGGUCAGGGCAGCCAGCUUGCUGCUAUGAUUGUGUUUUGUGCUCUGUGGGGGAAUUCACAAAUCAGACCGCAUUCAAAUUAUUUUAACGACUUUUUUUCAGAUGCUACUAACUGUGUGAAAUGCCCUGAUAAUCUCUGGGCAGAUGAUAAAAGGCAGAAGUGCAUUCCUAAAGUCAAAGAAUUCCUCACGUUUGCUGAUCCAUUGGGUGCUUCAUUAACUGGAAUAUCAGUGUCUGCAUCUGUCAUUACUGUAACUGUACUUUGUAUCUUUAUCAAGUUCCGGAACACUCCAAUAGUGAAAGCCAACAACCGUGAGCUCAGCUACAUCCUUCUAAGUGCUCUUGUUUUGUGUUUUAUGUGCUCACUGAUAUUCAUUGGUCAGCCCAUUAAAAUAAGCUGCAUCCUGCGUCAGACUACAUUUGGCAUUGUGUUUUCUAUCUGCAUUUCCUCCAUCUUAGCCAAAACAAUCAUUGUUGUCAUUGCCUUUACUACUACAAAGCCAACCAGCAAGAUGCAGAAGUUUGGAGGCCUUAGCUGGAUUCCUGGUUCCAUUAUUGUCUUUAGUUCUCUACUGCAGAUUAUUAUAUGUACAGUUUGGCUGUUCAUUGCUGCUCCCUUCCCAGAGAACAACAUGAAAUCCGAAACUGGGAAAAUUAUAAUAGAAUGCAAUGAAGGUUCUGCUGUUAUGUUCUACUGCAUGCUGGGAUAUUUGGGAUUACUGGCUGCUAUUUGCUUUGUAGUUGCAUUCUUGGCAAGAAAUCUGCCUGGUGGGUUUAAUGAGACUAAAUACAUUACUUUCAGCAUGCUUGCUUUUAUAAGUGUCUGGUUGUCCUUUAUCCCAGCCUAUCUAAGUACCAAAGGGAAAUACACAGUUGCUGUGGAGAUCUUUGCCAUAUUGGCUUCUAGUGCUGGAUUACUUAUUUGCAUAUUUAGCCAUAAGGUUUUUAUUAUCUUAGUGAGGCCAGACCUGAAUAAAAGGGAAAAGCUAGCAAGGAAAUGA